AGUGGCUGCGGUGUGGUCACCACGUCUACGUUGUCAGUACGUGGAGGGGGAGUCGUGCAGCGUGCAGCAUGUUGUAUCACCUGUUGUUGCAGACAGUAAAGACACAACAGUCAGCAGGUGUGUCACACGGUCAACCUCACCUCCUGCUGUAUCAUCUUAUUGGCGAUAAAGACGUGGAGAAGGCCGUCAACGACUUGUCACAGGCGGCGAGAGGAGAGUCGUUGUAUGUCAUCGCUGAUGAAGUAGGGAGUUAUGGCUACAGGAUCAGCAACUUUCAGACUUUGUGUGACAAGCUGCUGACACAAGUUCCUCGUCUCCAUCUGUGGGCGGCAAGUUGUUUCAAUAAAUACGCACCCACCGGCUGGCAAGUGGAAUAUUUAACCAGACCCCUCCGCUCUCCACCGGCCGUUGUCAGGGAAAUCGAGCAGGACUGGAGAAUCACUAGACACUGUGAUGUACACCCGUACAGUGAGCGAGGUGUACCCGACCACACAGACGGCCCGCCAGUCACACGACUGUAUCAUCGAGGUCAGGGUCAUUCAGGUCGCUGGCCAGGUGACUGUGUCACGUGCGGUCGUGAGUUGGCCAGCAUUCUACACAGUCUCCGUGUUGGUGUUACGGAGAGCAGCACAACAACAUCUACAACAUUGACCUCCACCAGCGGCGGCACAACACCACCCUGUGUACAGUGGAGAGACGUGCUGGUGUUGGACUGGUAUGACGGUAGUGAUCAGUCGGGUGUCGUCACAGGACUGCAAGAAGCGGGUAUCCCAGUGCAGGUGAUGAAGGAUGAGGACAUCGAGGACGUGGCCACGGCCCGCAGUGACGUGGUGUGGGUGGCGGGUGGACGUCGUGUUCGUGGUCUGGAGAGAAAAGUCGUCGUCUGUCUCAAAGACCCUGAUUAUCAGUCAAUUAAAUCUGACUUGGUACGACCGUACACCCGUAGCUCUUUCCGACUUGACCUUAUGUCCCGCUGUACGUCACAACUUGUGAUUGUCUCCCCUGAUAGCAAGGCGCUUGCAGGUGACUGACACUGACAUUAUUUUGUCACCUGCUGUAGUCACGUGUCUGUAUGUCUGACAUCAUCAAUUGUCUUCAGUCUUUUUCCUCUUUUACACUCAGUCUAUCACUACGUCAUCAACUCUUGAUGCCAUACACAUGACGUCAUUUUUUCUGACAACACGAGGUCCGUGUCUCUGUUUAUACAACAACUAGUGUCAACAUUAAUAUCAUACGGUAUGCACACUGGAUCUUUUUAACACAACAACAGUGUAAAAUUUAAAAUUCAUCACAAUGAUACUCAUAAAUAAAUUAUUUAGAGUAUAUUCACAUUAAGUUUGUCUGUUUGCAGAUGUACGUGUUUGUGAGUGGGUGUGUGUGACUGUGCCAUCACAUACGUGGGUCAGUCUACAAGUGUGAUAUGUGUGUGAAUGUGUCAGUCUACAGAUGUGAUAUCCGUGUCAAUGUGUCUAUGAGAGGUUAAAAAAGUUAGUAAUUAAACUUUUAUUUCAUGAGAACCUUUUUAAAGAAUCUUGGUUGCCAAAUCAACAGUAGGAUUUUCUAUAAAAGGUAUUGUCUUUGUUUAUAGAAAGUGCCUAUAGGUCUGUAGACAAUUUUAUCGUAUAAAAACAUCGUCAAAACAGAUUCUGUUGUUUUAAAAAUGAUAAUGGUGAGAAUUGUUAAAGCGUAAUAUCUCCGCCAAAGGAAACUCAGUGCCGUGAACAAGAUCCC
Pomacea canaliculata is the source of this 1731-nucleotide messenger RNA. RefSeq lists its product as uncharacterized. The transcript has 3 exons. NCBI's taxonomy places the organism in Eukaryota, Metazoa, Mollusca, Gastropoda, Architaenioglossa, Ampullariidae. The record is from RefSeq and is a predicted model, not a curated record. The coding region runs from base 69 to 1031 and encodes 320 amino acids.